Phycodurus eques (leafy seadragon) is the source of this 1128-nucleotide messenger RNA. RefSeq names its product bone morphogenetic protein 15 (gene bmp15). The transcript is spliced from 2 exons. Gene Ontology annotation, molecular function: growth factor activity; cytokine activity. Gene Ontology annotation, cellular component: extracellular region. The record is from RefSeq and is a predicted model, not a curated record. The coding region runs from base 37 to 1128 and encodes 363 amino acids. Gene Ontology annotation, biological process: BMP signaling pathway; SMAD protein signal transduction. Lineage: Eukaryota; Metazoa; Chordata; Actinopteri; Syngnathiformes; Syngnathidae.
ACGCUCCCGCUUUGCGGGCUUGUGGCCGGGUCCAAAAUGUCUCCGGGUCGCCGCCUGCACCGGCCGCUGAGCGACGAGCAGAAGGCCGACCAGAACCUGCAGUUUAUGUUGAGCUUGUACCGCAGCGCGGCGGGACCGGGCGGUCGACCCAAACAACACCGCAAGUUCGGAUCCAACACAUUGCGCCUGCUCAGACCCUCCGUGUCGUCGGUGCACUACCUGCCGGCGUCCAGAGACCACCGCUACACCUUCAGCGUCCGGUACCACCUGGACGUGCUUCCUUCGGAGCAGCUGAUCCGAGCGUCCUUCGUGCACCUGCGAGCUUCGUCCUCCGCCGGCCUCCCGCCGCCCCGCUGCCGCGCCCGCGUCACGUGGCCGGGCGAGGAGAGCCUGGUCACCACCAUGGAGCCCCACCAGCGGUGGACGGAGGCGGACGUCGGCGCUCGGGUCCUCCGAGAUGGGGGUCGACUCCUGACCCUCACCGCCCAGUACUUGUGCACGGAGCAGGGGCGCGCCGAAGGGGGCGAAAGCCCGUUUCGCUGGUGGGGGAACAAACUGCGAGGGGAGCCCCACCUGGAAGCCCCUUCGCUGCUUUUGUACCUGGAGGAGGAGCGGGACGGGAUGGACUGGAUGAUGGGGCAGCUGUCGGGGGCCAAAGGGGGAGGAGACCUCAUCAGGCGGUUGAGCCGGUGGCACCCCUUCCUCCGCCGGCGCCGCAGCUCCGAAAGCUCUCCGCCGGACCCCCCGCCCACUCCCGCCCCCGCCUCCGUCAUCGCCGACAUUUCCAACGCGGUGAAACGCAAAAGCGGCACGCCCAAGAACCGCUGCAAGCUGCACUCCUUCCGCCUGUCCUUCGACGAGCUGGACUUGGGUCACUACAUCGCGCCGCCCGUCUACAACCCCCGCUUCUGCCAGGGCGACUGCCCCCGCGUGCUGACCUACGACUACCACUCCCCCAACCACGCCAUCAUCCAGACCAUCAUCAACGAGCUGGGGGUGGGCGACGUCCCGCCCCCCUCCUGCGUGCCCUACAAGUACAUGCCCAUGAGUGUGCUAGUGCUGCACAAGAAGAAGGUGGAGUACAAGGAACUGGAGGACAUGGUGGCCGAGUCGUGCACGUGCCGCUAG